Messenger RNA from Ilex paraguariensis (yerba mate), 787 nucleotides. The record is from the annotation of a GenBank genome assembly. NCBI's taxonomy places the organism in Eukaryota, Viridiplantae, Streptophyta, Magnoliopsida, Aquifoliales, Aquifoliaceae.
CAUGGCAGACUCGAAAGUGAGCUUGAAGCUUCUUAUAGACACAAAAACCAACAAGGUUCUCUUUGCAGAAGCUGGCAAAGACUUCGUUGAUUUCCUCUUCAACCUUCUCUCUUUGCCUGUUGGAGCAGUCGUUAGGCUUCUCACAAAGCAAUCCAUGGUGGGUUCGCUGGGUAACCUUUACGAGAGCUUCGAAAACCUGAGCGAAACAUACUUUCAACCCGACCAGAACAAGGACUCUCUCUUGAAACCCAAAAUCUGUGCUUCUCAAGUUCCUCUGUUGCUGCCUGAUGUAUCAUUUGUUACGAACAAGAAGUUCUACACGUGCUCCAACUAUCAGCCGGGUCAAGAGCAUUCAAGGUCAUACGGAGAUUUUUGGCUUAGACUUUUAUAUGAGUCCGACGACUCGUCCCGACCGUGUUCCUACCUUUCGGUCGCCGAUGACCCGAGUGCGGUCUGUCCUAAGUGCAAUGCUUAUAUGACCAAGGAGGUAAGCUACGUUGCACGGGCCGAGGCCGAAGAGGUGUCAGCUGGUGAGGCAGCAGGAGGGUAUGUUAGAGGUGUGGUGACUUAUAUGGUGAUGGAUGACUUGGCGGUGAAGCCUAUGUCUACUAUCUCUAGCAUUACAAUGCUUAACAAGUUCAAUGUUAAGGAUGUUGGUGCCCUUGAGGAGAGGGUCGUUGAUUUUGGAAUGAAUGAGGGUGUGCAGCUGUUGAAGACAUCUUUGCAGUCUGAAACAGUCCUGACCACCAUCUUCCUCGGGAAUAUGGUGGAGUUGUCCAUACAAUGA